Molecule: messenger RNA, 3044 nt
Organism: Formica exsecta
Lineage: Eukaryota; Metazoa; Arthropoda; Insecta; Hymenoptera; Formicidae
Gene: Mgat4a
Product: alpha-1,3-mannosyl-glycoprotein 4-beta-N-acetylglucosaminyltransferase B
Exons: 11
Coding region: 588-2195 (535 amino acids)
Biological process (GO): protein N-linked glycosylation
Cellular component (GO): Golgi stack; endoplasmic reticulum; endoplasmic reticulum-Golgi intermediate compartment
Molecular function (GO): acetylglucosaminyltransferase activity
Source: RefSeq, a predicted model, not a curated record
GAGUCCGUGGGAUCGAAGGUGGUUGGUGGUUGUGUAUGUGCGAAUGUGAUUAGCGCGUGCGCGCGCGCCCAAUAAAGGCGGAUCGAGGAAUAACGUAGAAUUGUAUAAUUAUAAAUUUCGUUGCAUUUGGACAUCGCUAUGCGUGGAAAGUUAUAAAUUAAAAUCAUCAGACGAUACGAAUUUUAUCUUACAUGGAUUUAAUAAACAAUAAAUAGUAAAAGUGGGAGUAUGAAUUUUUAUUCAAAUUUCGUGUACUUUUUCAUUGCUGCGCAUUCUCAUAUCGUCAGAAUUUUGUCGGUAUAACAGAUUUCCUAACCUUCAAAAGCGGCAUCUUUAACGGAACUCUCUUGGUCAAGAAUAUCAAGUUCCAGCGCGACGACGUGGCAAUGUCGUCCGGACGCGCGUAUGUCAGUUACGACCUCGAAGAAGGCUAAAUCAGGAAGACGUUCAUCGGUCACGCCGAACCAGCGCGUCACGUGCUAUGUUUUCAAUCCAUAAAUGAUUGUGACUUCCAGAAGAUAUUUCUGUUCUUACUUCCUGAAAUUAUGAAUGCAAUCAUGUAGAAUUUAGAGUCAGACAAGAGGAAGAUGACGCCGCAUUUUACAGCUUUGACUUCAGUGCGGAAGCGAUGUCUGAUUGUACUCUUAUUAGUCCUGGUACCUUGCGCGAUUCUGAAUCUGCUGAUGCCUUCAGACAUGCGUGAAGAGGCUAUAUUGCAGAACAGCAUUGCUGAAUUGCAAGCCAAGCUGGAGCAUUUGCAUGCCAAGUACAUUGGCAGCCAGGAGGAAAUAAAUUUAUUAUCGCAUCAACUGCUACAACUUGUUGAGAACAAUCACAUUCUGCCAGAUUUGCAGCUGCUCAUCAAUAAUGGCACCUCUAAUGUUACCAGUAUCAAAUUGCCUUCAAUUUAUAACUUUCUGCCGCAUUUUCUCAACGAUCCAAAUAGCCUGCGUCCAGCCUUUGUGCAGAGCAAGGGUAGAUCAGGCGUAAGUAUGGUGUUAGGGGUACCAACGGUGAAGCGCGAGGUUCAAUCCUAUCUUAUGGCAACUCUAAAAAACCUGCUAGAUCGUAUGAACGCCGCGGAAACUGCGGAUACGCUGAUAAUCGUUUUAGUGGCUGAAACAGACAUGGAUUAUGUGACAUAUGUUGCAAAGCAAAUUGAAGUCCAAUUUCCGAACGAAUGCGAAGCUGGUGUGAUUGAUGUGAUAUCGCCAUCAUCGUCCUUUUAUCCGGAUUUGUCAAAGUUGCGCGACACCCUCGGCGACGAUCAUCAACGUGUCGUAUGGCGAUCCAAACAGAACCUAGACUUUGCCUUCCUCAUGUCCUAUGCUCAGACUAAAGGCACGUUUUAUGUGCAACUGGAAGACGAUAUUUUGGCCAAGAAGAACUUUAUAACUACUAUGAAAACCUUUGCAUUGCAGAAGAUUGGCACAAAGGAGAAUUGGUUUGUUCUCGAUUUCUGUCAGCUCGGGUUUAUCGGGAAACUGUUCAAAUGUGUGGAAUUGCCUUGGCUGAUCCAAUUUUUUUUAAUGUUCCACAAUGACAAACCUGUUGAUUGGUUGUUGGAUCACUUGAUAUCGACAAAAGUCUGCAGUCUUGAUAAAGAUAGUAAACACUGCAAAAUGGCUAAAGCAGAAUUAUGGGUGCAUUAUAAGCCCUCCCUCUUUCAGCACAUAGGAACGCAUUCCUCUUUAAAGGGCAAAGUACAGAAACUUAAGGACAAGCAAUUUGGAAAGAUAACGCUGUUCUAUGCUCACGAGAAUCCUGAGGCGACUGUAGAAACUCAAAUCAAACCUUACAAACAGUACACAUUACAAAAAGCAUACAAAGGCGAAUCGUUCUUCUGGGGUUUACUGCCGCAGCCAGGAGAUCAUCUAAAGUUUAAAUUUUCACAUCCUAUUUUUAUAAAAAAGUACUUAUUUAGAAGUGGAAACCCUGAACACCCAUCUGAUAGAUUUUAUAAUACAACAGUGGAAGUACUAUCCGAGACGUCUUCAUUGUUGGAUAGGAACAGCAAUGAUGUGACGGAGGAUGGCUAUGUUAUUAUAGGUAAAUUUGAUGUACUUGGUGUUGCUGAAGGGACUGUGGAUCGAAGAUUGGGUAGAAUAUCAGUGUUUCGUUUAACUAUACACAGCGAGAGCGAAAACUGGGCCAUUCUGUCCGAGAUUCAUAUAGUAGAGGAUCAACCUAGCUGACUAAGGGAUGAAGAAUCUCGAGCGUUUUUUCGAUACCAUCUGCACGGUUAGCGAAAACGACUGGUUUUAUAAACAUUUAUUAUUUUUAUAUUUUCUAUUUUGCUAUCACGCAUAUUAUAUAUUGAGUGGAGCAGUAUAGCAGUUAUUAGUUCAAUACCGUCCAUUACACAAGAAAUGUGUGUGUGAGUAUAUUUUCAACUAUUAAAUGAAGCAAACUUUUCUAUUGGUCUAGUAUUUUGUAUGGCUUUUUUUUAAGUUUAUAUAUGGUGUGCUAAAGAGCGCAAACAUUCAGGUGGUAAUAUAUAGCAAUCUCCCUUUUGAUAUUCAUACAUCCGGUUUAAUAAGUGAAUAUAAUAGUACGUGUUGAAUCUUUCGGAUCAUUUAGCAUAAGAGUGUUUUCUGUGUGUUUUCAGCUUUCUGUAAGAUUGUAUCUUAAUUUUUAGAUAAUUUAUUUAAUCGAAACUGUACCUGCAUUGUUCACAUAUUUUGAUUUGAUCUUGAUAUUCGUGUAUAGAAAUCUUUCGCAUACAAGGUUCAGGGAUCACAUUUAGAUAAAUGUGACUGUUUACAUUGAAAAGAUGAUACUUAGAAUCUAAUGCGCGGCGCAAAAUAUAUUGACGAGUGUGCAAGCGCUGAAUAUAUGAUAAAAGACAAGAUAUAUAUGGGAAUUAUCUUUAAAGAAAAAGCAAACUCUUUGUAAAGCGAGAUAUACUUAUAUAUAAUCCACGCGAUUAUGUGCAAUCUGUGUACACAAGUCUGUAAUUUAUUAUUGUCAAACGACGCAUUAACGUCGAUUCAAACGUUUGUUAAUGUCUGACAAACGGUGAUAUUAAGACUAUAUUCUUCUAA